UGUGAUUGCUAUAUUUUGCUACUGUAAUGGUCAAUGAAAGACAACAGCUUACAACUUUAAACUGAAAAUAAUAAAUUGCGAAUAAUUUAAUUUCUAAUAGUUCUCACCUCUUGUUAUUGCUCGAACAGCUCUCUCUUGAAGUUCACUUUUAAAUUUCUUAUGACCAAAACAUUGAAAUAGCUUCUCCAGUACAUUAUCCAUUUUGCUGCGGUUGAUUCAGAAUGAGUAAACGGAAAACCCCUUCGGAAACAGACAAUUUAAAUAACGACUUUUGUGAAUUCCUAAUGGAAUUAGCCGAUUAUGAGAAGAACAUUAAUCGAAAUGUACAUAAAUAUAAUGCCUAUAGAAAAGCUGCAAGUGUCCUUGCUGCUCAUACAACUAGAAUUAAAUCUGGAGAUGAAGCUAGAAAACUAAACGGAAUCGGUGAAAAAUUUUCGAAAAAAAUUGAUGAGUAUUUGCAAACCGGUAAAGUGAAGAAACUUGAGAACAUACAUUACGAUGAACACGCGCAGGCUAUAAGUCUGCUAACUCGUGUGUCUGGAAUCGGACCUGUUAAAGCGGCAGAUUUAGUGAAAAGUGGUGUUAAAACAAUUGACGAUUUGAACAAAAAUAAACACAAAUUGACUCAUCAUCAAUUAAUUGGCUUAAAGUACUUUGAAGACUUUGAGAAAAAGAUUCCAAGAUCUGAAAUUCAAGGGGUUGAAGCAAAAAUGAAACAAAUCAUAAUAAAUGAACUACACACUGAUUUUAUAAUAACAAUUUGCGGCAGUUACAGGCGGGGUAAAAAAGAAAGUGGUGAUAUUGAUGUGCUUAUUACACAUCCGUCUCUCAAAGCUAACGAUAAAAAUAAUGAUGCGGGAGCGCGAACGGUACUGCACAAGGUUGUCAAUUUACUUCAGACCCAUGAACUCAUUACUGAUAUUAUUUCUGUCGGAGACACUAAGUUUAUGGGCGUGUGCAGACUAUCCUCGGAGCAUCCGUCAAGACGUUUAGAUAUAAGGCUCCUUACACAAGAACACUACUACUGUGCCGUUCUAUACUUUACUGGAAGCGACGUUUUUAAUAAGGAGAUGCGGGCCCACGCGUUGGAGAAGGGUUUUACACUUAAUGAGUAUUCUUUGAGACCUAUCGGUGUUACGGGUGUUCCAGGGGAGCCUGUGGAAAUAUUAUCAGAAGAAGACAUAUUUGACUACAUCGACUAUCCGUACAAAAACCCAGAAGAACGAAAUAUUUAAUAAAACAAAAUAAACAAUUUUGAGCAUUUGAUUAUUAAAAAUAUAAUAUCUAGGCAUAUUUUA
Messenger RNA from Leptidea sinapis, 1298 nucleotides. RefSeq names its product DNA polymerase beta-like. Gene Ontology annotation, molecular function: DNA-directed DNA polymerase activity; DNA binding. Gene Ontology annotation, cellular component: nucleus. Gene Ontology annotation, biological process: double-strand break repair via nonhomologous end joining. The transcript is spliced from 6 exons. The record is from RefSeq and is a predicted model, not a curated record. The coding region runs from base 222 to 1235 and encodes 337 amino acids. NCBI's taxonomy places the organism in Eukaryota, Metazoa, Arthropoda, Insecta, Lepidoptera, Pieridae.